AACUUUGGAGGUUAAUAACUUUUGAUUUAGAAAAAAAAAAAAAAAGAAGGAAAAGAACAAGUAAACAAUUUUCCAGUCGGCUCUCUCACAUUGCUCUCCUUCCAGUUCCAUAUACGAGUUUACAAACCCGCCACUGCAGCCGCCGGCUCUCCGCCGCUCCCCUCCCUCACUCGUAUAACCAAGGCAGCCAAGAAGAUGGAACCGGAACAAAUGGCGGAUAGGCCUGUAAUGGAAAUUGAAUAUGGUUCUAUCAUACCCUUCAGUCGGAAAAGAAAGGCUGAUCCAACAGCCGAUGGCAAUAACGAUAGUCGGCGAGCAACGCUCAUGAAAAGAAUUAAAUUGUCUUUGACAAAGCCAUCGUUUGUUCUGGGGCUUGCUCCGAAGAUGGUGAGGGCAGAAAAUCGAAUUACGUUGCGGAAUGCCUUGCACAAACUUAUGAGGCAGCAAAACUGGGUGGAAGCAAGUGGAGUAUUGAGCAUGUUACUGCAAGGGACUUUGCGGGAUAAUUCUCCUAUUAGGAAUCGUUUGAAGUAUUCGGCUUCAAUGGAGCUUCUUAAGCAUAUAGAAGGAGAUCGUAUGAGGCCAGAUAGGAUCAGGCACAUUUAUGACAUUUGGAUGAAGAAGAAUGGAUCACUGAAGCAUUGGCCCAUUGAGGACAGAUUUAUGGUCCAGUUGGAAUACAUUCUUUUCUGCCUUGAAGAAGGAAAAAUGGAGGAUGCACAUCAGGAGACUUUAAGCCUCAUGCAAAUGCCUGAAUCUGCGAAUGAUCCAAUGUCAAAUAUGAUUAUAGGAUUGACAUUUAGGCAGCUGUGGUUCUCUACCAUUCCAGAAGAGAUUCAGUGGAGGGACUCUCUCCAGUUGCGCUCUCCAAUUCAUUCAGACGGGAUGAUUUUGAACUCAGAUGGAUGUUCCAUAAGCAACUCUCAUGGUGUUGGUGCUUUGUCUUGGAGUAACACAGAGAGUUCUGUCAUGAAUGAUAAAGUAGUUCACGUAGAUAUUGAAGGACACACUGAAGCUUCUUUAGAUGUUGAUCAUAAGAUUCAUAACAUAAAAGUGGAAAAUCAUCCUCUGAACUUUGAGGCACAAGAUUUUUGUGUUAGUUCUGCCGAAAAAGAUGAAAAUGAAGCUUCUUUCUCAGACAAUGGAGGUUAUCAGCACUACGUUUCAAUUUUCUCUGCUCUUGAGGGAUUGGAUCCACUAUUGUUACCUCUACAAUUACCACCUUCCAUUGAGAAUUGGGAGAAUGCCAUUAGUCUAUGUGGUGAGUUUCUGAAUGACUAUUAUAAGGAUGCAGUGAAGCAUCUAGGCCUUGCUCUUAACUCAAAUCCUCCAAUAUUGGUUGCCUUACUUCCUCUUAUACAGUUGUUGUUGAUUGGAGGUCGAAUUGAUAAAGCACUUGAUGAAAUGGAAAAAUUCUGUCUUGAUUCAAAUGCAGCACUUCCCUUCAGAUUGAGGGCUGCACUUGUGGAACAUUUUGAUCGUAGUAACAAUGUCUUGCUUUCAACUUGUUAUGAGCAAACAUUGAAGAAGGAUCCAACUUGUUAUCAUUCAAUGGGAAAACUUGUUCAAAUGCAUAGAAAUGGCAAUUACAAUCUUGAAUCUCUAUUGGAAAUGAUAGCUUUGCACUUGGAUGGUACAUAUCCUGAAUAUGAUACAUGGAGAGAGCUAGCUGUGUGUUUUCUGAAACUUCAUCAAUCUGAGGAGGAUAGAGUAUCAACAGCGUGUUCAAUUGGGACUGGCGGGCAUAAGCUGGUGUCCUCAUUGAAGAUUAACAGUAACAUUAAGUUGUUAACUGAAAAGAACUCGAGAAACACUUGGAGAUUGCGUUGUCGAUGGUGGUUGACACGCCACUUCGGCCAUGAAAUAACACCAGAGUCUUCAGUUGUAGGUAAUUUGGAGCUGCUGACUUACAAAGCGGCAUGCGGAUGUCAUUUGUAUGGAAACAAUUUCAAGUAUGCGGUAGAUGUGUACAACCUUUUAGAUAAGCAAAACGAUAGGGACUUGUUUUUGUUCUUAAAGAGGCACAUGAAAAAUGCGUUUGGACUCCGUUCUAAAUUAUAAUUAUGAGUUUUCUUUCCCAAAA
This is a messenger RNA of Cucumis melo (muskmelon), 2083 nucleotides long. RefSeq lists its product as uncharacterized. NCBI's taxonomy places the organism in Eukaryota, Viridiplantae, Streptophyta, Magnoliopsida, Cucurbitales, Cucurbitaceae. The record is from RefSeq and is a predicted model, not a curated record. The transcript is spliced from 10 exons. Gene Ontology annotation, biological process: transcription by RNA polymerase I. The coding region runs from base 196 to 2061 and encodes 621 amino acids. Gene Ontology annotation, cellular component: RNA polymerase I transcription regulator complex.